ACAGGGAGCAGAAAAGUCACAUCAUCGCCACUCCAAGCAUCAAGGAAACAUCUGAGGAGUUGAGCCCGAAUCAUGCCACUGAAUUGGACCGCUGUAGCUAUGUAGACGCAGUCCAAAACUCGGGAGGAUAUUCGCCGCCAGGAAGCCGGACCGAAGGGUUCGGAUACAGUCAGAGAAGAUUCCUCUCCAUCUCGAACAUGGCCCGGCUCCGGAGGAGAGCUUGCGUCGCUCUUUUUCUCUUCGCUCUCUUCAUAUUCGGAACCAUGAUGGGACUCCGGACCCUGAAGCUCAAGGACGGACUCCCCAGCGCGGUCUCAGGUGCGCAGGUUCUUCCCGUGGUCGCGGGGCAAAUGGACCGGCGCUCCGUGCCCCACGAAUCCUCCACACCCCCGAACCUGGCCGACACCAAACAACUCAACUCAAACUCCGGACCUCAGGGGACGAUAUUCUAUGACGUUCACAUCUUCUACUACGCGUGGUACGGAACCCCGCACAUGGACGGGAAGUACAUCCACUGGGAUCACAUCCUGGUGCCACACUGGGACCCCAAAAUCGCCUCCAGUUAUCCGAGAGGGCGACACAUGCCGCCGGAGGACAUCGGAUCCAGCUUCUACCCGGAGCUGAGCCCGUACAGCUCCAGAGAUCCGGACGUGUUGGAGUCCCACAUGGAGCAGAUCGGAGCUUCAGCCGCAGGGGUGCUGGUGCUGUCCUGGUAUCCACCUGGCCUGGCUGAUGACAACGGGGAGCCCACAGAGGACGUGGUGCCGGCCAUUCUGGAUGCGGCGUACAGACACAACCUCAAGGUUGCGUUUCACAUCCAGUCGUACCGAGGGCGGAGCGACCAGAGCGUGCACGACAACAUUAAGUACAUCAUCGACAGAUAUGCUGACCACGGGGCCUUCUACAAGUUCACCACUAGCAAUGGGAAGAGCCUCCCCCUGUUCUACAUCUAUGACUCAUACCUGAUUCCUCCCGAGUCCUGGUCUGAGUUUCUGACUCCCACUGGCUCCCACAGCGUCCGUGACUCGGCCUACGACUCGGUCUUCAUCGCCCUGAUCGUGGAAGAGCGACACAAGCACGACAUCCUCGCCAGCGGAUUCGACGGCAUGUACACCUACUUCGCCUCCAACGGCUUCUCCUUCGGCGCCUCGCACCAGAACUGGAAGGCCAUCAAGGCUUUCUGCGACGGCAACAAUCUGCUCUUCAUCCCCAGUGUCGGACCCGGAUACAUCGACACCAGCAUCCGACCGUGGAACAACCACAACACCCGCAACCGGGUGAACGGGCGCUACUACGAGACGGCCCUGCAGGCGGCGCAGAACGUGAGGCCGGAGAUUGUCAGCAUCACGUCCUUCAACGAGUGGCACGAGGGGACGCAGAUCGAGAGGGCCAUGCCCAAGAAGACCCUCAUCAGAGUGUACAUGGACUAUCAACCGCACGGACCGGAACAUUACCUGGAGUUGACCCGGCAGUGGGUGGAGCAGUUCAACAAAGACAAGCAGCAGUGGCUGAUGUAAAAAAAAACCCAACUGGACAAGUACAGUUCAGAGGGCGCCAGACAAGCAGCGAAGCUCUAGUUUCUGCUCUUAGAGAAGCUGAGCAACGUCUCAUAAGCAAGUCGGGAGUUUUUAAUGAUCCAAUUGUUGGCAGCAAAAUGACUGAAUGAAUGAAUAUUUUCUCCAGUACAUGUGCAGAGUAUUCCGAUACCUGUCACCUGGUGUCAGGGGUGGGAUGCUCCACGUACAAGGACAAACCCAGAGCUACUUGCUGAAUGAUAAAUCUUCGAACAUGAUGUUGCUGAACUACUACACUCUCACUACUGUAAUUCAACAACCCGCCAUGCGCGUUCUCUGAGAGACGGUAUUUAUCACUAGAUCAAUAA
Synchiropus splendidus (mandarinfish) is the source of this 1882-nucleotide messenger RNA. RefSeq names its product glycoprotein endo-alpha-1,2-mannosidase-like protein. The transcript is spliced from 4 exons. NCBI's taxonomy places the organism in Eukaryota, Metazoa, Chordata, Actinopteri, Syngnathiformes, Callionymidae. Gene Ontology annotation, cellular component: Golgi apparatus. Bases 198 to 1517 code for a protein of 439 amino acids. Gene Ontology annotation, molecular function: alpha-mannosidase activity. The record is from RefSeq and is a predicted model, not a curated record.